ACGUUUACCAACACUGCAAAAUAAAAAAACUGUCAUCUCAUCUAAACAAGGAAAAAUCUUUUUCAGACCAACAACUGUCUACUUGCAAGCUUCAAUUGAGCAGUUUUGUAGAAAAUUUUCAAAAACAUUCAAAAUGUCUGUAGCUAUGCAAGUAGAUGUGGCCCAGCCCUCAACCCCAGCUAAAGCUUCGAAAGUUGGUCCCGGCCUCACUUCGUACUACGAGCAAAAAAUAUCCGAGUUGCAAUUCAUUGUAUCCGAAAAACAGCGCAAUUUGCAGCGUCUUGAAGCACAGCGCAACGAACUCAACUCGAAGGUGCGUUUGCUGCGCGAGGAGCUGCAGCUGCUGCAGGAGCAAGGCAGCUACAUUGGCGAAGUGGUCAAGCCCAUUGACAAGAAGAAAGUCCUUGUGAAAGUACAUCACGAUGGCAAAUACAUUGUGGAUUUGGAGAAGAACAUUGACAUCAACGAUGUGACAAGUAACAGUCGUGUUGCACUGCGUCACGAUAGCUACGCUCUGCACAAAAUACUGCCCAGCAAAGUGGAUCCUUUGGUCUCGCUGAUGCUGGUCGAAAAGGUGCCAGACUCCACCUAUGAAAUGGUUGGUGGCUUGUCCAAGCAAAUCAAGGAGAUCAAGGAAGUUAUCGAGCUGCCCAUCAAGCAUCCCGAAUUAUUCGAUGCCCUGGGCAUUGCUCAGCCCAAGGGCGUGUUGCUCUAUGGUCCACCUGGCACUGGCAAAACAUUGCUGGCUCGUGCUGUGGCCCAUCACACCGAGUGCACUUUUAUACGCGUCUCUGGCUCGGAGCUAGUUCAAAAGUACAUAGGCGAAGGAUCGCGGAUGGUGCGCGAACUCUUUGUUAUGGCACGUGAGCAUGCGCCUUCAAUUAUCUUCAUGGAUGAAAUCGAUUCGAUUGGCUCGGCACGUCUCGAGUCUGGACGUGGCGCUGACUCUGAGGUGCAGCGCACCAUGUUGGAGCUACUGAAUCAGCUGGAUGGCUUUGAGGCUUCGAAGAACAUAAAAGUGGUCAUGGCCACCAAUCGCAUUGAUGUACUUGAUCAGGCUUUAUUGCGCCCGGGUCGCAUUGAUCGCAAGAUUGAGUUCCCUCCACCAAGCGAAGAGGCACGUGUCGAUAUUCUGCACAUUCAUUCGCGCAAAAUGAAUCUGACACGUGGCAUCAAUCUGCGCAAGAUUGCCGAACUGAUGCCCGGAUCUUCAGGCGCCGAGGUCAAGGGUGUUUGCACCGAGGCUGGGAUGUAUGCGCUACGCGAACGUCGUGUUCAUGUCACCCAGGAAGACUUCGAGAUGGCCGUCUCCAAGGUAAUGCAAAAGGCCUCCGAUCGCAACAUGUCCAUGAAAAAGUUCUGGAAGUAAAUGCUGCUCAACUUCAACCAAAUAAACAAGUAACGUUAUGCAAGGAAAUAAAUUGGAUCAAAUUCUGCAGCUGGUUUCAAUUCCUAAGACUUAUGAUCUCUGAAAUAUGAAUCAGACUUGCUAAACAUAUAAACAUAAAAUUAUUCUUCGAUAAGUUAGUAAACAAAUGUCUGCAAAGGCGCCAGUCCAAUGUUCACUACAUAAACAAAUUAUCAAUCCAAUUCCUAAUGACUUCAUUUGAUUGGAAAAUAAAUAAAACUUGAUCCAAAGAUAAA
Drosophila sulfurigaster albostrigata is the source of this 1644-nucleotide messenger RNA. It is a transcript of the gene Rpt6R, whose product is annotated as 26S proteasome regulatory subunit 8. NCBI's taxonomy places the organism in Eukaryota, Metazoa, Arthropoda, Insecta, Diptera, Drosophilidae. The transcript has 3 exons. Gene Ontology annotation, cellular component: proteasome regulatory particle, base subcomplex. The coding region runs from base 134 to 1369 and encodes 411 amino acids. Gene Ontology annotation, molecular function: ATP binding; proteasome-activating activity; ATP hydrolysis activity. Gene Ontology annotation, biological process: proteasome-mediated ubiquitin-dependent protein catabolic process. The record is from RefSeq and is a predicted model, not a curated record.